ACACCUGAAGCCCCCACGUGGUAAGGAAUGGUCACCCACCUUAGACUCUCAAUUUUCUUUGAAGAACCCAAUGAAAGAUUUACUAUAGAAAAUUUCGAUUUCCUUCUGACAAAAGCUCUUCAAGACUUGCAUGGACAGGUUGGGGCUGCAAUAACGAUUAAUGUUAUAGAAUACAGUGUCAUUGCUUCUAACGAAUAUUCUGUUCUCAUUUCGUGUCCGAAAAAAAAUCUAAUGAAGGUGUGGAGCUCGCUGACACUCACCGGUACAUACCAGUCUAACAGAUGUGCUGUUAUUGUAAAAAAUGUGACCAUAACACCAUCAGAAACCUUAAAUGAUAUUGAAGUACAACAAUCAUGACAGCUUUCUUUAUUAUAAAAUGGCGGUUAGCAUUUUACAUAUGUACAAAAAAUAGCACAAAAUAAAUUAAUCUACAUAAUAUGUCUACAUCUACUUUUGC
Amphimedon queenslandica is the source of this 457-nucleotide messenger RNA. Its product is annotated as ribonuclease P protein subunit p14-like. The record is from RefSeq and is a predicted model, not a curated record. Gene Ontology annotation, cellular component: nucleolus; multimeric ribonuclease P complex. The transcript has 4 exons. Bases 28 to 357 code for a protein of 109 amino acids. NCBI's taxonomy places the organism in Eukaryota, Metazoa, Porifera, Demospongiae, Haplosclerida, Niphatidae. Gene Ontology annotation, biological process: tRNA 5'-leader removal. Gene Ontology annotation, molecular function: ribonuclease P RNA binding.